Molecule: messenger RNA, 6615 nt
Organism: Athene cunicularia (burrowing owl)
Lineage: Eukaryota; Metazoa; Chordata; Aves; Strigiformes; Strigidae
Gene: VILL
Product: villin like
Exons: 20
Coding region: 158-2749 (863 amino acids)
Biological process (GO): actin polymerization or depolymerization; barbed-end actin filament capping; cytoskeleton organization
Cellular component (GO): actin cytoskeleton; cytoplasm
Molecular function (GO): actin filament binding; phosphatidylinositol-4,5-bisphosphate binding
Source: RefSeq, a predicted model, not a curated record
UUACCGAACACUGCUGUUCCGGAGCUGACAAGGUAGCAGAACAGCAAACAAAGUGCCUUGAAACUAGCUCACCAGAGAGGAGAGAAGGCGCUGGGCUUGGUGGAGAAGGGAGACCUGCGAGGACACCACACGCUUCCCAGCAAGCUCAGACUGAAGGAUGGCAGACGGUGACAUGAAUCUCCCAACUAUUGAAAGAAAGCUGGGACUGCAGAUAUGGGGCAUAGAGAAUAUGAAGAUGGUUCCUGUACCUGAAAAGGCUUAUGGGACUUUCUUUGAAGGAGACUGUUACAUAAUUCUGCAUACCAAAAGAACCUCUCGUGGCUCCGCUGUAGAUUUGCAUUACUGGAUUGGCAAGGAUUCAUCUCAGGAUGAACAAGGUGCUGCAGCCCUGUACGUCACCCAACUGGACAACGCACUCAGGGGGAACCCUGUGCAGCACCGGGAAGUGCAGGGGCAUGAGUCUGAGACCUUCCAAAGCUAUUUCCGCAAUGGCAUUAUCUACAAGAAGGGAGGAGUAGCUUCAGGAUUUAAGCAUGUGGAAACCAAUAUGUACAACAUCAAGCGUCUUCUUCAUGUCAAGGGGAAAAAGCAUGUAUCAGCCACUGAGGUAGCACUUUCCUGGGACAGUUUCAAUAAGGGUGAUGUUUUCUUGCUGGACCUUGGGAAAGUGCUGAUUCAGUGGAAUGGACCCAACUGCAGCAUUGCUGAGAGAACCAGGGGUCUUGCACUGGCUCGCAGCAUCAGGGACAGCGAAAGAGGCGGACGCGCCCAGAUCGGCAUCAUUGACAACGAGAAAGACUCCCCAGACCUCAUGCAGAUCAUGAAGAUGGUGCUGGGUGAGAGGCGCGGGGAGCUCCGAGACGCCAUCCCGGAUGAGAAAGCGGAUGAGCUGCAAAAAGCAAAUGUCCGGCUCUACCACGUUUAUGAGAAGGACAAUGACCUGGUGGUACAGGAGAUAGCCACCCGGCCCCUGACGCAGGAUCUGCUCCAACAUGAGGACUGCUACAUUUUAGACCAAGGUGGUUUCAAGAUUUAUGUCUGGAGAGGAAAAGCCUCCAGCCUGGAAGAGAAAAAAGCAGCCUUCACUCGAGCUGUGGGUUUUAUCCAAGCCAAAGGCUAUCCUUCAUCCACCAACGUUGAAGUGAUCAAUGAUGGAGCAGAGUCAGCCAUGUUUAAACAGCUCUUCCAGAGGUGGACAGAAAAGAAUGAAACACAAGGACUGGGCAAAGUCUAUACUACUGGCAAAAUUGCCAAGGUGGAGCAGGUGAAGUUUGACACAACUCAGCUCCAUGCCCGACCAGAGCUAGCUGCUGAGCAGAGAAUGGUAGAUGAUGCCUCUGGGGAGAUAGAGGUGUGGAGGAUUGAGGACUUGCAAAUGCAGCCAGUGAAUCCCAAGACAUAUGGGCAGUUCUAUGGGGGUGAUUGCUACCUGGUCCUCUACACCUACUUGAGAUCAGGCAGGCCUCACUAUGUCCUCUACAUGUGGCAGGGUCGUCAUGCCUCUGUGGAUGAAAUCACUGCCUGUGCCCUCAAUGCCAUCGAGCUGGACAAAAAGUAUGGGGACGAGGCUGUGCAGGUGCGCGUGACAAUGGGCAAGGAGCCCACACACUUCCUGGCGAUCUUCAAGGGCAAGCUAGUCAUUUACGAGGGCGGCACGAGCCGGGCUCAGAAAAGCACACCCGAGCCAGCGAUCCGCCUCUUCCAGGUGAGAGGCACGGACGAGAUGAACACAAAGGCCACAGAAGUGCCACCCCGGGCCUCCUCGCUCAACUCCAAUGACGUCUUCCUGCUGACAACCAGACAAGUCUGCUACCUGUGGUGCGGGAAGGGGUGCAGCGGAGAUGAGAGGGAGAUGGCAAAAGUGGUAGCUGACAUUGUUUCCAAAGGGGACAAGCACACCAUUUUGGAAGGACAAGAGCCAGCAGAGUUCUGGGAAGCCUUGGGAGGCAAAGCACCUUACGCCAGUGAAAAGAGGUUUCAAGAGCAGAUCACACACUAUCAGCCUCGUCUCUUCGAGUGCUCCAACCAGACAGGUCGAUUCAUCAUGACAGAGGUGGUGGGCUUCUGCCAGGAAGACUUGGAUGAAGAUGAUGUCAUGCUGCUAGACACAUGGGAAGAGAUUUUCCUUUGGGUUGGCAAAGCCUCCAACACAUAUGAGAGGACUGAGUCGAUUGCCUCGGCUAAGGAGUAUCUCAAGACCCAUCCAGCAGGGAGAGACUUGGCAACUCCGAUAAUACUGGUGAAGCAGGGUUAUGAACCCCUCAACUUCACAGGAUGGUUCAACGCUUGGGACCCCUACAAAUGGAGUGAUGGCAAAUCCUACGAGGAGAUGAAGAACAGCUUAGGAGACGUGUCAGCAAUAUCCGAGAUCAAAGUGGACCUGAACAACAUCAGCCUGAACAAGAGAAGCAUCAGCAUGACCAACUUGGCUGGUUCAAGUAUGGCAAGUGCUUCCUCUGAGUAUAAAUCACACUUUAACCACAGUGACAGCAACAGCUACAGCAAUAGCAGCAACUACAACAGCAGCAGCAGCGCUUCCUGCGUGCCUAAUGGUGGUGGAAUUUACUCUCGAGAGGUGCUGAUGAACAAGACAGUGGAUGAACUUCCAGAAGGCGUGGAUCCCACUAAGAAAGAGUACUACCUCUCCGAUGCUGAUUUCCACGAUAUCUUUGGGAAGUCCAAGGAUGAGUUCUACCAGAUGCCCAAAUGGAAGCAGCAGAAUGAGAAGAAGCAAUGUGGACUCUUCUGAGAUUGCGGGGGCCAUCCAGCAUCCAGUGACUCUGGGACCAACCCUUGCUCUCUUAGGAGUCACAGGGAAGAAGUAUAGACAUUUGCUCCAUGAACCCAGCCCAACACCGUCAGGCCAAGCUCCAAUGCAGUUAUUCCAGCAGCCACUGUUCAGGGAACAACUCCUUUCUCCCUGCUAACCCUGAACCUAAGGAGGCAGGAACAUUCUUUCAGCAGGAAUGACUUUGCAGGAUGUUUUCGCCUCUCAUGGCUGACAGCCUUGAAGACAAGUGUGUGUUACAGAACUGUAUUGUAGCCUCUUCUUUCCUUUCCCUGUUGCAAAUUGCCAUGUGCACAAGGUCAUGAUCUUCCUUCAUUUGUAGAAGUUUAAAUUUAGUCAAGACAAAGGCCACUUGCAGCUGCUAUGUAAAUUCUGAGUAGGGAGAGGAGGGAGAAGCCCUAGGAGGACAGAGGGGGAAGCCCUGAGUUCAGAAAAAAGGUAACAGAGUAGCCAGAUGUGUGAUGGGGUAGCCCAUGGAGAAGCACCAGCCAGUUCUGCCCCUUCUCACCUUGCAGAAGAACUACUCACCAGAGAACAGCAAAAAUCAUUUGUAGACUAACAUACGUAGCCCAGUGCAGAUUAAACAAAUGAGAACCUGGCUUGAGAAAAAAAAAACACCACUUACUGAGAACAUAUUAGCUGAUCUAUUUCAAGACGAUGAUGAGAAUAAGGGCUAGACAUAGCUGUUGAUUGUGACUGCCAGAAAAGACUGUCUACUUCUUUCUCGUUCAGACAGUAUCUUCGAUCUCACCCAGCCUUUUUGAGCAUGACUGGGUGAACUCUUGAGUUCACCUGCCCACAGACCAGAGGCUUGAGGAAGUCAGAAGGGUUUUGGUAUGACCUGAGACAGAGUGUGUCCCACUGAAGGUUUUACCAGGGCUCCAUCCCUGUGAUGUCUGUGGGGCUGAGAGCACUCAUUCCACACUGUGAGCUCAGUCUGACUGGGGAGGGCGGGGGGAAGUGUGAGCAAUCAGUGAUUAAGGGAUGCGACUGUAACAAAAGGAAGAAACACAUACGUUUAAAAAUGCAGAAGUUGUCGUUUUACAGCUUUACUCCAUUUCCAACUUGAUCAGUGAUUCCAAAUAAACAGCCAGCAGCAGCACUGUAAGUGUCCUUGAUCAGCAUGUGGGGUAGGACAGCAGUAGAGAAAAGCUCUGCAGGGCCACAGAUCCUUAAAACACCUGGUCUUUAAUGGGAUUUGGGAUUUUUUUGAAAUGAAAAGAACAAACUGAGAAAGUGGGGCCCCCUCUGUUCCCAAACACCAACAUAAUCAGGACCAUUUGUUUCCUCAUGCCCACGAACCCUGCCUCUGAAGCCCCCUCAUUGCCAUGGUGCCCAUUUAAGCAGUUGGCCUGACUGCCCACCCCUGCUGCAGGGUUGCAGGGAUGAGCGGAGGAGCUGCAGGUGGCUGAUGGCUGAGGAAUAAAGAGCUCUCACACCACACCCGGGACCACGCAGUAGCAGUGAAGUGUUGCUAUCUGGCUGGGCUUGGAGGCAGGAACCUCCAGGCAAUGGGGUCUUCUGCACAGAUCACUGUGUUUAAAAGAAUUGGCAGUUACUUUAAAUAAGACACAACCCCCCGUCAUUGCCUCCAUGCUCCUGCCACAACUUUGUCCUAUUUCUGCUUGAGGGUCCAGCCCAAAACCCAUUGAAAUCCCCCAUGCAGAAUAAGGCAAGAGUCAAGCAGAGACACAAAUCAGCCAAAUUACCUGCAUGAUUGCUCCUGUUGUGUUCACACUAGAUACAAUCAGUGCACAUUAUCCCUGUUUCAGCCUCUAUUGCCACUGCUGGAAGCAACAAUAUUUCAAUAUUUGCAUUGCCCCGCUGCGGCAUGCUUCUGCCAGCUCCCAAAUUAAUGAAUUGCACACGCUCCUCAGUAAAAUGCAGCAAUGCCACAUAUCAGCCCUGACUGUGGGCCUAAGGAGCAUCAUGCAAUCAAAUGGAGACCAGGGGAAAAACAGUUGGAUUAGGGAGAUUAGGCCUGUUUGCUACAAAAUGCUUUAAAUCCUGCUGCCACAACGCUCACCAACACACGAGUGCUCCUGCCAGGACUCGGAAACCAGCAUGGGAUUUUACAGAUAACAGAUCCUCCUGACACUUGGGCCUGUUGGAAACAGCUGCUGCUCUCCUCUUCUCAUGGGUAGAGCUGGUUUUAUUCUCUGUGUCUGGUUUCUAAAGUAAAGAUUCUCACCCACAUCCUCCCUUUCAUGCUACUUGCUGCUUUUGCUGUGGCAUCUGGUAGACCAUGUCCUGUUUCUGCUGCUCUUUUCACCAGGGCUCUUCCUAAGAAUGGGGCUCCAACACUUCCUAAUCUGCUCAGAGAUGGGGUCCCUCCAUAAUGUCAGGGACUAUGUCCAUUCCUCUGGGGAGAGAGGAGACCUUGCAGCAUUUUCCAUCGUCCUCUGGUCCAUCCCAUUUCCCUAUCAGCUACUUUCCCACCUGGCUCCAGUAGUUUUUCCCUUAACUGUGGCUACCUGAGGAGGGAUUUUCUCUCUUCCCACGGACCUUGCCUACCUUUAUUUAAGUGCAUAACAGGCAGAGGAAACCCUGACCUCUAUGUAUAGUCCAUCUAAGCCCACCCUGGCCCUGGAUAGUGUGGUCCUGCCCCCACAUCUCCCCCCACUCCCUGUCCCCCAUCUCUCUAGUGCUGGCCACAGCAGGCAGGUGAGGGCUGGUUUAGCCCAAUAAUCCAACUGAAACCUAACCCUGCAAUGCCAAAACGACAAAUAAUUUGUUCUCAGCCAAUUCAGUGAGCUGGUCCAAUCGCUCACAAGAGCUGGUGCUGACACGAGCGAGGGGCCAGGAACACUGCUGGUCAUGUUUGCUCUUGGGCCACGUGGCACAAGCUCCCUGCAUGGUACAGGGCAGUCCUGGGUACCCUUCGCUCAUGCUUUUCAUCCCACAGCUCCGUAAAACAAAAUGCUCAGAACAUCCUGGGAGCAUGGACUGAACUCAGACUGUCACUGAAGUGGAGUCAGGGAUGCUCCAGCCUCACCCUUCAAAUGCAUCUCCUGAUACAUAUCUCAUCCCAGAGGUGAGCUGAGAGACAGCUCGUGUCACUGCAGGACACCCUGUUCUGCCUCAGUGACCUCUGCCACUCUCCGACUCCUUCAGCUGCUGGUUGCUAAUUCAGUAUGAGCCUUCGAGUAGUGGAUAUAGUUCACAUUUAAUCUGGCAAUGGUUUACAACAUCACACAAUAUGGCAGUGAAGAGGAAAAAACGAAUGUGUCCAGCAGAGAUUAUUGCAGCGUAACAAACUCCAGGUAGGACUAAGUGAAACCCAGUUUUGCAGUGGACCCAAGGAUCAUUAAAUCCAGGCUAUUUUGGAGUCAAAAAUAAGUGGGGGAGUGAGUGGACUGAAAUAUGCUUAAAGGGACAUUAACCUCUCUGGUAGCAGCCCAUCCUCUCCACCGGUAGGCAUGAAAAACCCCCAAAAGACUGAUAGCUUUAAGAAAUUAAGCAGGUCUAACUCCAACUUCAUGUAUGUUGCACUCAAAUAAAAGCCAAAUAAUGACAAGUAAUUGGACUUUUCCAUAUUUUUUUUUUUACUUUUAAUAGUCUAAGAUACUGUUAGCAACAUAGCACUUCCAAAAUAUAUAUUAUUUUAUUUCAACAAUAUUCCCUUAACUCUGUAGUUGUACUUGAAGAAAAAUCACUUGUUGCCAUAAAUACUGGGUUGCUGUUCAAAACACUCUUACCUGUUUGUACUAGGUUACCUCUACAGUGCAAUUGGGACCAGGCUAACAUUGACAACAGUUUCUACUGCCAGUUCCUCUGUGUUAAAAAAUGAUGUUUUUUCUAUAAAAAGCGAGGAAGUUUUACUGCAU